Messenger RNA from Polychytrium aggregatum, 1326 nucleotides. RefSeq lists its product as uncharacterized. NCBI's taxonomy places the organism in Eukaryota, Fungi, Chytridiomycota, Chytridiomycetes, Polychytriales. The transcript has 3 exons. The coding region runs from base 1 to 1326 and encodes 441 amino acids. The record is from RefSeq and is a predicted model, not a curated record. Gene Ontology annotation, molecular function: protein binding.
AUGGCCGCGCAGCCGCACGCCAAGCUCACCCAGAGCAGCGACGACUCUGCCGGCUCUACCCUGUCUUCCAACAAAGACGAAGCCUCUGCCGCCUCCGGCCUGGGCUCCGUCGUCUCCAGCCCAGACUCGCAAGCCCAGAACACCACGACCCUGUCCGUCGACACCCUCAACCUUGAAGCCGCCCAGUCUACCUCCAUCGUCAACCGCCUGAGCGAGACCGUGGCCCAGCUCCAAAAGGGCCAGCUCAGCCAGAGCGAGCGCUUCGAGGCCGUCAAGUUCAUCGUCGACCACAUCCAGCACCACCCCGACCAGAAGAAGCGUACGGACUAUGCAAAGUUUGCCGUCAAGACCCUCAAGUCCAUGAUCACGCUGAAUUGCGAUCCUGAGAUCCAGUACUAUCUCGGCAACCUCUACAUCGGCGGCGUCCCUGGUGAUCCCGCUCCCCACAAGUCCAACUUCGCCAAGGCAUACAAUAUGUACUCGUCCGCCGCCAAGAAAGACCAUCUCGAGUCCAUCUACCACGUUGCCCUCUGCCACGAGCGAGGCGCCGGCACUUCCACCAACAAGUCCAAGGCUGCCCACAAUUACAAGAAGGCCGCGAUGCUCAACCAUCCUGGCGCCAUGUACCGCUUGGGCAUGUCGCUACUCCGCGGCGAUCUCGGCCAGGCAAAGAAUGCCCGUGACGGUGUCAAGUGGCUGCGGUUGUCGGCCAAGUACGCCACCCCAAAGUAUUCGCACGCCCUCUACGAACUGGCCAUGCUCCACGAUCAGGGCGUCCACAACGUCGUCUGGACCGACCACGAGUAUCUGAUCAACCUCCUGACCCAGGCGGCCGCCCUCGGCCACACCGCGGCGCAAUACCGUCUGGGCGAGGCUUACGAGUAUGCCAAGUUUGGUGUUUCGGUCGAUCCUGGACGCAGUGUCUACUACUACUCGCUCGCCGCCUCAAACGGCCAUCCCGAGGCCAUGUUCGAGCUCGGAGGCUGGUUCCUGACCGGCACCGACGACCCAAACACCGGCUUCCAUCUCGACCAGUCUGACUCGGAUGCCUACUACUGGGUCUACAAGGCCGCCGACAAGCACCGUCUCCCCCGCGCCAUGUUCGCCGUCGGCUAUUUCCACGAAACCGGCGUCGGAUGCGCCGUCGACCUCGAAAAGGCCAUGGAGUGGUACAAGUUGGCAUCGGAUGCUGGCGAUCCAAAGGCCAUCAAACGUCUCACCGGCAAGGAUCCUGAGCCUCAGCCUACCGACACCAACAAGCGCGGCAAGCGAUUUAUCCGCCGCACCCUCAGCAAGAGCAAGUCCACCAGCUGCACGAUCUGCUAA